AUAUUGUACAGUCGGUACAGUAUCAUUCCGUUUUCCUUCACGCGCGUACAAUCUCAGAAUCAACUCAACAUACGAAAGUGAUGCGCACGCAUUUCUUGUUGGUUAUGGCCAUACGACGUAACGUGUAGAUUGUAAAAGAAAGUUUCAUCCAAGGAUUAUUAGCUUUGCCAGUUUAUCAAAUAAACUAGAAUAUAUGGACUAGUGGUUUACUUGGGGCUACAGACUGAUCAUUUUCUACGUUAUAUUCCGGAUCACGCACGUGCUUAUACACUAAUAAUAAUAAUUAGUGAUUUGUUGCAACAGUUGUGUUUACAAGAGAUAUAACAUUUGAUAUGGACCGAAAACGUCAAAGAAAAGAUAUCUUAUAUGUAUCCAAGCGACAUCUUAGAAGAUUAGCAGCACAAGAGGCGGAUAUUAUAUCUGCAAAAAUAUUUCAGAAUACUUCGUUGUCGCGUAAUGACAGUACAUGCACAGCAAAUGUGAUUAAUGAUAGAAAUAAUGACAGAAUUGAUUCUACAAUAGAUAUUGAGAAAAUGGACUUUGACGAUGUCGACUUUGUACAAUAUGAAAAUAGUCAAUGUGACAACGAGUCGGAAUCAUUACAAUCAUCUUUUAACGUUUCUCGUAAUGAAUUGAACGAUGAAUUAAAUGUGGCAUCUGAACAUGUAAACGAUUUUCAAGAUGAAAUUACAUUUUGGGCUGUAGAGCAUCAAAUAACACAUACUCCUUUAAAAGCGUUGCUGUUACUGUUACGGAAGCAUCAUCGUUGCUUUUCUACAUUCUCUUUGGAUGCACGAACGUUUUUAAAAACACCCAGACGUCAAGACAUCCGUACAGUUAUACCAGAUUCACAAUCACCACAAGGUACCACUAUGAAGACUAAAUGUCUGAAUACUAAAAAUAUAGUCUCACAAAGUUUUACCAGUCAUUCAAUUAGUUUGGAUUUAGAUAACCGAGUCCUGGAGAAUGCUGAAAUAAUCGAUACAAAGACAUCACGAGAUGACGUUACUGGAUCUUACAAUUUCUGUGGUGCAAUAGAAGAGGGUGAUUUAGAUGUAAACUCCACUGAAAACCAAGCCGAUCCACUGAACAUUGAUGAACGUUUUAUUGCUAAUGAUGAAAAUAUUCCUCCUUCCCAAGUAAGAUUAAUAGGUCGGACUAUAAAUUAUGAAGGAAGAUCUGAUUUCGAACGCUAUGUUCUUAAAAAAUUCCAACAUCUGGAAAUUAAAAUAAAUUAUAUCGCAAAACAGCAAAAACAGAUUUUGAAUAAGAUAUCUCAUGCGACAUCAGUACAGAUAGAAGAAGAGCAGAAGAUAGAUGUUUUCCAAGAUUUACCUUUGAGAAACAGAGAUGAUUUACAAAUUAUGGAAAAUAAGCUUGAUAAUGAACAUUAUCGGAAUGAAAUGAUUAAGCAAUUGCAAAGAUUAACAAGACAUGACGUGAAGCAGUCCUGUUUAUGUUUAAUGAAACAAAUUCUAUCUAAUGAAGUUGCAGUGCUGUUUAGUUGGCAUGGUGCCAAAGGAAAAGAACAUUUUUCUAAAUUGAGCUUGUGCAAAGUUAUUUUAAGUGUGAUAAGAAAUGCACACGAAUUUGUAAAGGAUGAACAGAUUAGUAAUCCUAUAAAAAUUUGGUUGGCACAUGCUAAAGAACGCAUGGAUCGAGAGAGAGAAAAAAAAAGACAAAAUGAAGAUGAGGUUCGAAACAACGAAGAACCAGACGACAGUCAUUAAUCACAAUUCCUGUGCCUGUAUUUUUCUCAACAAAGGUCGACAUCCUGCUUAAUAAUUUUUAGACUAAUGUUAAUCAUAUGAGAGAAUUGCAACAGUAUUAUUGUUUAUAACGUAAAGUAUUAUUUACAAAUAAUUUUUAUAAAUUUAUUAUAUAUAAAUAAAAUAAAAAUAUUUUAAUAUGUAUGUUAGAAGUCGUGUAUAAAAUAAAUGUGAUAAUCAUUCAUGUGUUUUCGAUGAUUGAAAAUAAUAAAAAAAAAAACAUCAAAACACAUGCUAGAAAUUAAAUUCGAAA
Wasmannia auropunctata (little fire ant) is the source of this 2022-nucleotide messenger RNA. RefSeq lists its product as uncharacterized. Lineage: Eukaryota; Metazoa; Arthropoda; Insecta; Hymenoptera; Formicidae. The transcript is spliced from 9 exons. Bases 333 to 1730 code for a protein of 465 amino acids. The record is from RefSeq and is a predicted model, not a curated record.